GUAGAAAACAAAACAACAAAAAAAAAUUAUUUCUUUUUUUUCGUCUUUACACAAUAAAUUUUCAAACUACAAAUGUGCUGCUUUUUAUUGCAAUUCCAACCAUUACCACAAAAUCAUUAACUAAUCUAUAUAUGACAUUUUGAAAUAAAAAAAAAUAACUUUAUGUGAUUUUCGACGAAGAAAAAAAAAACAACAACAUUAAAAUCAGUAAUCAACAAAUCGAAAGUAAUUGUUGUAUUGUGAGAUAACAAAUUAGAAAAGAACUAAGUGAAAAUAAAGACUAGAAAAGAGUAGAAAAAGUCAGCUGAAAUUGCAGAUUUUUUUUUAGAAAAAAUCUACGAUAUUCGUAGUUCUUUAUUUAUUUGGUGCAGUUUUUUCUCUCUCUCUCUUUAUUUCAUCAUUCAACAGUUCAUGCUAAAUAAGUUUGUGAUUUCCUUUGUUGUUGUCUAUUAAUUUGGCAAAUGUGAUAGACUUGAAACUUGUUGUUGUGUUUACUUAUGUGAGUGAAAUCGUCAAUUGGCUAUAAACAAAAAUAUUAUCAAAAACCUGAAACGACCAACAGAAGGAGGAAAAAAAAAUCAUCUGUUCUGCAUUUGACAUUUGAAUGUACUCCAUAGCAGUGCAUGUGUGUAUGCGAUUGUUUUGUUCACAGAAAUACAGUAAGAAAACCAGACCCAAGGACCAAGCGAUAAAAAUAAAGUCGAAACCACACGACAACUCCAUAAUUUGUUAAAUAACUCGGGAAUAGCAAACAAUUUACGUUUUAAUUCAGUUCAAACCAUUUCCUCAAGCGAUCAACUUCAUUUUUAAAAAAAAAUAUACUUACUUAGUUUUUCUAUUUGUUAAACCAUUCAAACAAUUGUAAAAGCAGUGAAUAACAAUACAUCCACGAAAAGGACCUCCAAACGGAUGAUAGAUUCCAUUUCAAAUAGAUUUUACCCCUUCCGAUAUUCGAUUGGAUCACAAGCAAGCAAUAAAAAAUUUUAUCGAAAAAUUUGCAAAUCAUAAAAAAAAAACAUUUUUACCAGAGCUUAAAAUCAAUUCAUAAUAAAUUCAACGCCCUCGCAAAAUAAAAAGAAAACAUUUUUUUUCUGUUUGAAUUAGUUUUGUGGGAAAAACAAACAACGUUUCAUUCAAUCAUUUUUUUUUUCUAUAACAGUUUGAUAAAUACAAACAAGAAUUUAAUUCUUGAAUAAACUAAUUCAAAUCUAAAUGAAGCAAAUGGAAAACGAGACAUAAAAACAAAAGUGUAAAAAGAAAGAAUAACAGCAACAGUGUCACUAGCCAAUACAGAGAGCUUGCAAAAACGAGACAAAACGAUUCUAUUAUAUAUAUACAACUUAUUCAAUAAAAACAACAACAAAAGCUUUUUUUUGUGUGUUCAAUGGGCGAUAUGUGCAUGUGAAUGUAUAAGUGUGAUACGUAUUAAAUGCGAAAACCAAAAAACACUGACUUAUCCAUUAGUAUUUUGAUGUGGUUAUGAACGACUGAGUGUGACCACAUGAACACGCUAACGUUGUAGAUGAAUUUCUGUUGAUCGGUUGAUUUUAAUUCGAAAAAAAUCACAAAACAAAUCAUAUCUAGAAUCGCGCUCUCGAUUAAAAUAUUGGCGUAUUUCAUUUACAAUUCAGUUGUGAUUAUUUUAGGUGGUUUUUCGUUUGUUUUCGUUUAGUUUCACAUACAAAAAUCGCUGCAACGGAAUCGCUCAAUAGUGUACUGAAAAUUCAUUCAAAUUUUUUUUUUUGAAUUUUGUGAUUGACUUAGAGCUUGAAUUGAGUUGAGUGCCAACAGUCAAACAAACAGCUGUUUAGCUUAAGUUCAAAGUUACACUCAAUUUUUACAUCAUCAACAAACGUUUCCUUUAUUGGACGAUCAGUGACACAAAAAUAAAUCGCGCCACAUUCGAAUCGCAACGUAUACAAAGAACCAUACUCAAAUCCAUAUCAUAUAUUAUAGAAUUUCUUUUUAACAAAAAGAACAACAACAAAUAAAAAAAAUGCUUGACUUGGAAAUUAUACCAGAACGAUCGCUAAGAUGCGAAAAUUGUUGGGAAUUUAUUUUGGGUAUGCAUUUUUCGCAAGCGGUUGCAAUCAUACAGUCACAAGUUGGUGUUAUCAAAGGAGUCCAAGUACUUUAUUCGGAAACGAAUCCGUUGGGCGUGGAUAUUGUGAUAAAUUUACCGUUGGAUGGUAUUAGAUUGAUUUUUGAUCCGGUUGUGCAGCGGCUAAAGGCCAUCGAAGUGUUUAACAUGAAAUUGGUGAAAUUGAAAUAUUAUGGUAUGCCAUUCAAUUCACCCGAAGUGGCUCCGUCAAUCGAACAAAUUGAGCAUUCAUUUGGCGCCACACAUCCAGGUGUUUAUGAUGCGGCCAAACAAUUGUUUGCCCUACAUUUUCGUGGAUUGAGCUUCUAUUUUCCGGUCGAUAGCAAACUUCAACCACACUACGCUCAUGGUUUGGGCUCACUACAUUUUGCCAAUGGUGCGUCACCGGUCGUAUCAAAAAUGUCUGUGUAUAGUGGAAAUAAUAUGGUUGAAAGUCGACCACCACCGAUGCCAUUAUCAUGCUACAAUCAACAACUUUAUUUAGAAUCAGCAAUGGUAUUACGUGAUUCGAAUGGAACGCGAGGCGUUCGAUUGCAAUUAUAUACGGAAGCAUCAGCACGUGUGCUUGAACAACGUAAACAGGUUUUAAUACGCGAAGUGUUAUUUGGUGAUACUUGUCAAGAUGUUGCCGGCAAUAUUGGUGCACCAAAUCGCAUUUUCUACAAGUCCGAGGACAAAAUGAAAAUUCAUUCGCCGAGCGCCAAUCGUCGUGCCCAAACAAAACGUAGUGAUUUCUUUUUUAAUUAUUUUACGCUUGGUAUUGAUGUGCUCUUUGAUGCACGAACUCAACGCUGUAGAAAGAUUAUAUUGCACACAAAUUAUCCUGGCCAUUAUAAUUUUAACAUGUAUCAUCGCUGUGAAUUCCAACUACGGCUCACCGCUGAUAAAAAUCCAUGUGAUGAGUCGCACAAUGAACAUGAACAAGUAUCGAUUUCAGCAUAUUCAAAAUGGGAUUCGGUGAGUUCACGUUUGGCCCCAUCUGAACGACCAGUCGUUUUGCAUCGUGCCGGCACCACAAAUACAGCCAAUCCAUUUGGAUCCACAUUUUGUUAUGGAUAUCAAGAUAUCAUUUUUGAGGUGAUGCCAAAUAAUUAUAUCGCAUCAAUCACAAUGUAUUGCAACACAUCAUUUCCAACCAUUCUACCGUCAACAUGCGGGAAAGCGUAUCUUUACAAUCGAAAUAACAGCCAGGAAUGCAGUGACAACAACAAAUUAACAGCUGUGUGAUGCGUGCAUCAUGUAAACAGUACACUAAAUCAAACUACCACCUAAUUGUCGAUGGGAUAGAAUAACUAUUGACUUAUAAAUUUAGUAGUGUUUAAUGAGGUUGAUGUUAAGUCAAACAUAUGGAUAAACCAUUUAUUAUAUUAGAAUUCACUUCUUCGUUAUUUUGUUUAUUUUUUACUAGUGAGAGUAAAGAAAGAAAAAGAAGAAAAAAAAACAACCAAAAACUAAAUGAAAAUUAUGAUAAAAAAAUAGAUAUAAAAUACAUUUAUACUGGCUGUUUUGUGACAUGCGAAAUUUCUGGGCAAAGAAAUUGGUUUCGAAAUGCUUAAAAUCGAUAUAAUUAGUAAUACACGAUUUAUUGAUGAUCACUAAAUUGUGUUCAAAAACAUAAUUAACAUUGCAAUUGAAUUGUCUCUUGAUCGAUCAGUACAUGUAUAAAAACCGUUAUAGACAAGCAUCGGAGAGAUUAUAGUUUUCCCACAUUUUUGACACAUCAAAUCACGUAUUUGCAAUUCUUUUGUGGGUAUUUUUUUUCAAUUACGUUUCCUAUGAAAUGUCUCUCCUUCUGCUGUAACGUGGAUUUCAUAACAUAAAACCUAAAAAUUUAAUGAAGUGAUCAUUGGAGAAGGAUCAAGAUGUAAAUCACAAAAAACAGUGAUUGAUGUCAAAUUUGAUUUUAAUAUGUAAUAAGAUUUUCUUCAAACACUAAUUAUAACAACAAUAAGUUUGCCGAUAAUGUUAGAAGGAUUUAUUGAAAAAGUGAAAUGCAUAAUCGAAUUGUUCAAAGGACAUUUCUGAUUACCUAAAUAGUGAGCUCAAGUGAACGAUAUUGCAUUGCAUCAUUACUAGAAUUUCAAUUUUCAAAUGGUUUGUUUAUGUUUCGGAAAAAUUUGGUGAAUUGUUUUGGUCUUUUGGUUGCACCGAUCAUGCAAUGUCUUUUGCAUUUCAGUCACAAAAAAGCCUGAAAUUUAUCUACUUGGCACGUACAAGCACAUGUAAAUAAUGAAAAAGCUUAUUUUAAAACGAAAACAUCAUAAAGAGUCAUUUUUUGUGCGUGCAAGUGCAAAUUUUAGUUUCAUUUCGUGAAAAAGGUCUUUUUUUUCUUUCAGCUUUGAUAUUCUAGUUAAUGAAAAAUGAAAGCAAAAAAAAAACAAAACAGCAAUAUUUUUAUAGAUUAUUUUAUAUUGAUUUUUGUUGUGUGAAAUUGAUUAUUUGCUCGAUCACAAUCAUUAUAAACAUUUUCGUUUUAAUUCGAUCUCAAGUAAAUGUUUCCAAUCAAUUUUAUACAAACAUAAAUAAAAAUUCAGUUCAGUGUGAAUAGAAACAUUGUUUAGAGUUUCAGUUAAAGAAUCGGGCAACAAAAUUUCAAAGAUAACCGUGCCAAUGGAAUACAUACAGUUUUUUUCCUCAUCAUUUUUGUCGCAAUUGUUAGUUGUAGAUUUAACAUAUUUUCGUUCAACACUGUGCACACUCAAUUAGAUACAAACACACACCCAUACAAGUGUCAAGUUACCGUUUUUUAUAAUUAUCCAAUAUAUGAUAGGAAUAAUGAAAUUGGUCAGUACAUAUUAUGGUCAGAGCAUAUUGUAUAGUUUAUAGCACUCACAUAAAUCAAUUCGUUUGAGAAAUGUUGCACAUCAAUUUGUCACACCGCAUUUUGGCGGUUCACAUUGUUCAUUCUCCGUUUUUGUUUUUUGUAUUUCGUUAUCAAUUUAGUGAGUGGUCAUCGUAGUUUUCAAUAUCAACAUUUAAAUUUCCUUAUAAUACAAACGCUGAACUGAAUUUAUUCUCAAUCUCAUUAAUUAUUAUAUUCAGACGUCAGAAAAUGUGUUUAAUAUAAUAUUUUGUUUCACUAUUUAUUUUUAUGCACAAUCGCAUAAUGGAUAAAUAAUUUAAUGCAAAGCUUUAGACAAAUGAACUUAAUUCUACGUUAUCAAUAAUUACUUAUUAGAUGAAAUUUUUCAAAAUUUGUUGAACAAAAGAGCGUAAGCGCGUUUGUGUGUGUGUGUGUGUGAGAGAGAGAAAGAGAUGAUGUAAAAGCGACAACAACAAAAAAAUAUGUAAAAGUUCAAAAUUCACAUAAAGAUCGAACUCAAGAUAAUUAUUAAUUUCGUGUUAAUACGUUGAACCGUAAACUGUUAAGUUAAUUUCUAUUAUUAAAUCCGUAAAAGGAAUGUCAAUCAUCAA
Messenger RNA from Contarinia nasturtii (swede midge), 5515 nucleotides. RefSeq names its product UPF0183 protein CG7083. The coding region runs from base 1997 to 3328 and encodes 443 amino acids. The transcript is spliced from 6 exons. Gene Ontology annotation, cellular component: trans-Golgi network. NCBI's taxonomy places the organism in Eukaryota, Metazoa, Arthropoda, Insecta, Diptera, Cecidomyiidae. The record is from RefSeq and is a predicted model, not a curated record. Gene Ontology annotation, biological process: Golgi to plasma membrane protein transport.